AAAAAAAUAAAUUAAAAGCAAAAGAGAAGAACUUUGAUAAACAUAGAUGAACAGAAGUAGUAGCCUUUGAAAAAAUAAUACGAUUUCGAAGUUACACUGUUACUUUGUGUUCUACAGAAAACCACCAUACUUAUUGGCAUUUGGUUUCAAUAUAGAAUGUAUGUAUUGAUUUUCUUUUUUUUUUGAAUGAAAAAAAGAACGGACGCUGAGUGACUGAAUGAAACUCAAACCGUUCAAUUUACAAGCUGCUGGCCAUGGAGAAGUCCUUGCUAGUGAGGAUGAACGAUACCUGGUAAAGCCUUGUCUAGACAGUGAGAUUUACUUUUAUGAAUCUUGUGAUGAAUGUAAUGCACUUCGGAAGUGGCUUCCGCAGUUUUACGGGAAAUGGGAUACGGAACAUGCAAGAGAGCUGCAAUUGGAUAUGGAUGGUUUACCAAAUCAUGCGUUGCGCUGUCGCGCUUUGGUGCUAGAAAAUAUUACACAUUCUAUGAAAUAUCCUUGCGUUAUGGAUAUUAAGCUAGGUAGACAGCUCUGGGCAUUGGAUGCUUCUCCUGAGAAACGUGCUAGAUUAGAUGUUGUGUCACAAUUGACCACAAGUGGAAGCCUUGGAUUCCGGAUUACCGGAAUCUUAGUGUGGGAUAAAAAGUCCCAGUCUUAUGCAACGUAUUCUACAGCAUGGGGGAAAACUCUUGGGAAGGAUACGAUCUUACAAGGGCUCGCAGUUUUUUUUUCCCCUUGUUCAAACCAUCUUAAGAAUUUUUUGGUGGAAAGGUUUUCCACUUUACUUGCGGAUUUCGAGAAAGACAUUUCAUCCCUUCCUAUGGAGUUUCGGUCAUCUAGUCUCUUGUUGGCAUACGAUCUAGAGGGUAUGGAGGAUCGUAUGCACGAACCAGGAAAAAAUGGGAGCUCAUUGUAUAACAUGAAACUGAUCGACUUGGCACAUUCCACUUGGACGCUUGGCGGUGCAGACGAAAAUACACUAUUUGGAGUUCGGAGCUUGAGAAAAUGUUUUCAAAAGCUUUCUUAAAGUAAACAAAAGCUAAAGGCUCAAUGAUAGCUAUAAUUAUGCUUCGUUUUGCAAAACCCCCCCUGUCUUCUUGUAUAGAUCCAUACUGAGACGGUGACUAUGGGUUGUUUUUUCUUUUGUUUACAGAGUAAAUUUUUGAUCAGCGCUUUCAGAUAAAUAUCUUUAUAGUAUAGUCUUAUGAGUAAUGUUUAAAAGCUGUUACAAGCUAUAGUUUUACAUUUCUUGUACAUCAUAACAUAUGAAAAUAGACAAUUUGAAAUUCCAAUUAUUACUACAUUAUUGUUGUUUUCCCUGUUUUUAGAAAGCAAAUAAAAACAAC
This is a messenger RNA of Schizosaccharomyces cryophilus OY26, 1346 nucleotides long. Its product is annotated as inositol polyphosphate kinase. Gene Ontology annotation, molecular function: inositol hexakisphosphate kinase activity; inositol-1,4,5,6-tetrakisphosphate 3-kinase activity. Bases 218 to 1027 code for a protein of 269 amino acids. The record is from RefSeq and is a predicted model, not a curated record. Gene Ontology annotation, cellular component: nucleus; cytoplasm. The transcript has a single exon. NCBI's taxonomy places the organism in Eukaryota, Fungi, Ascomycota, Schizosaccharomycetes, Schizosaccharomycetales, Schizosaccharomycetaceae. Gene Ontology annotation, biological process: phosphatidylinositol phosphate biosynthetic process; inositol phosphate biosynthetic process.